AUGGCAGUAGAAACCGCACAAAAAUCGCACGAAAACCGCGAGAAUACUGCCGAAUUUUUGGAAUGUGCGACUUAUGAGAAAAUAAUAGAAGCAAAAUUUUUUGGAAAAGCUCCAAACGGUUGUAAACGGCUUCCUUUUUCCACCUGGUUUUUUGCAGUUGUUCAGAAUUUUUGCAUUUUUCUCACUAAUCCCUGGAAGUUUAAAACUAUUUUCGCUAGCUGA
Molecule: messenger RNA, 222 nt
Organism: Ascoidea rubescens DSM 1968
Lineage: Eukaryota; Fungi; Ascomycota; Saccharomycetes; Ascoideales; Ascoideaceae
Exons: 1
Coding region: 1-222 (73 amino acids)
Source: RefSeq, a predicted model, not a curated record